AUGGGAGAAGCUCAACUUGUCUUGGAUGGUCUCACAAAUGCGCCAUCUGUAUACGACAUCCCACGUUCACCACCGCCAGACCUCCGUCUAGCCUCUGCUAGCGCCAGCAGGCAAGGACUUCGCAACGGGCUUUCGAGCAUUCGGAAACGGCAUCUACCAGUACAUGAGCUCGCUUUGUUGCGGACUACUACGCUGAAUGGACUGCCGCUACCGGGUGAUGUCACUCUCAACGUCGCUGUUCCCAUUGCGGUCGUGGAUCCUAUCGAAGAUAAUCAGAUACAUCUUGCAAAUACCUUGCACAUCUCCACUCCAAACAGCGUCAUCAUCACGAAGAGCAGGCUGAUACCGAAGACAACACAACCGCCAGACUCUGCUCGCCGACCAGGGACCGAACCAAUGGAACUGCGCACAGAGCCCCUCCAGAGACCCACACAACUUUCUGCUAACAUGCCGCGAUAUCGUCCAGACUUUGGAGAUGUUUUUGACGGGUUUGUUGGUUCCGAACUGAAGCUCGUUCCGAAGAUAAGUGUCAACCGCCAAAGAAUCGCCAAUCCGGCCAAGAGAAAGAAGCCUGGUAUCAAGCGCGAGCUAAUUCUACAAGCUGGGUCACCACCUUUAUCCGCAGGUUGGGCUACGAGUACCGCGAAUACUUUAGUCGUGGGCAAACCAUCAAUGAUCGUUGGUGGGAAUACUUCGUCAAGACGUGAAAACGCCCAACCCCAGGUAGGACUCGGACAACUGACAUUGACGAGUUGCCGGGAUGUUCUACAGGCUGGCACAGAUGAUAGACACGUACCUGAACUGAGCGAUGAGACACUAUUCCCGAAAGCUCGCGAAGAAGAUCAUGACGACUGUAUUGCUGAGACUGGUUAUUACCAGCUCAACCGAGUACCCACGUCUUGUGCCAAGAUCAGCCGGUUUUGAUGUUCAACACACCUGGACGGUCAAAGCGAGAUGGUAAGUGACGGGAAGACUGUCAGCCCUUAUUGACGACGAUGACGAUUCAGAUUACGUCGACUAAGUCGGUGGGAAAGCCUGGCGAUCAUCAGUGGGGUUGGGGAGAGUGGAUUGAUAUGUACUGGGACGUCGAACACCUCCUGGGUAUUCGGCAGACUCAGCUCUUGCAUGCCUGACAGCGUUCGAUGACAGACGUCAGGCCUUCGAACCUGCAAAGACUUCAAACUGCGAGCGGGGUAACGAUGCGGGAUAGACCACGAUAGGUAGUAUCAACUAUAGCAUACAGUCUGGGUAUUCGUGGUUCAUCUUAAAAUGCCUCGGUUCCUUGGUAGUAGCAAUGUUCAGGAACGCGGACUAUGGUGCACGGCGUACGUUUGCAGUCCUGGUGAAUACUUGAGCAAGAGCUGAACAGGAU
Molecule: messenger RNA, 1372 nt
Organism: Alternaria rosae
Lineage: Eukaryota; Fungi; Ascomycota; Dothideomycetes; Pleosporales; Pleosporaceae
Exons: 3
Coding region: 1-924 (307 amino acids)
Source: RefSeq, a predicted model, not a curated record